AUGGGCCAAAAUAUCGAGAUUGUGAGGCUGGUGCUCGAAAGUGACGCUGAUCCCUUAGGACCCUCAGCCCGCCGAUUAACAAGCCUCCACCUGGCUGCCAUGACAGGAAACGCAGCCAUUACCGACUUGCUCUGCGACCGACUCUUAACUGUCCACCUCGGCGAAGACCGUGGACAUGCCCAGCCUACGACAGGGAUCGGGGACUACCCCCUACACUUUGCUGCAGCAUACACAAUGACUGCCAGUUUCUGGACUUUGGAACGUUUCCAGAAUCUCAGGGCCAUGAACUGGACAAAUUUCCUUGGAGAGACACCGCUUCAUCGCGCAGCGGCAAUGUCGAACAGCAAUGCUGUUAGAUUCAUGACACGUUCCGACGUUAUGCGACUCCACUGGCAGCUCACAAACUACGUCAAUGCCACGGAUAACAUGGGCAGAACAGCAUUGUGGCACGCAGCUGCUGCGAACUCAUCUCACAGCAUUCCAGCCCUCGUGAGAGCUGGCGCCAAUAUACACCUGCCGGACGAUCUGGGCCUUACGCCUGCCCAUGUUGCGAGCCGAGAUCACAACGCCGAAGCGUUGGAAGAGUUGCUCAUACGAGGCGCCAAGGUGACCUGCGAGGCCGGCGCGUUGCAUUUGAAGCCCGCGCAUAUGGCCGCCUUGAACGGAUCGGCGCGGUGCAUGGCGCUUUUGAUGAGCAAGAAUGCUCCCCUCGUCUCGGAGCUUGACGACGGGACGCCUCUGAAUGCAUUCCACUUUACUCUCGUCAACGGAAACGAAGCCUGCGCUAGGGUCAUCUGGGAGUACCAUGAGAGUAGAAAGGACUUGGAGUUCCGUGGCUGGAGUCUGUGUGUCGUUGUCGAUGCGGAAGGACCCGUGCUGAAGUGGAUGGGCCUGGAGAUUGACCAACGCAACUGGGUCGUUACGGAACACCCGGAUCAGGACCGGUCCCAGUUAAGCGCGGCAAGCGGUCGUGUUCCUGCUUACUGGAUCGAUCCGCGCUUCCUGGAGCGAGGGCUGAAAUCGUGGUCCAGGAAUGCGUAA
Canariomyces notabilis is the source of this 1041-nucleotide messenger RNA. RefSeq names its product ankyrin. The transcript has a single exon. The record is from RefSeq and is a predicted model, not a curated record. The coding region runs from base 1 to 1041 and encodes 346 amino acids. Gene Ontology annotation, cellular component: nucleus. Gene Ontology annotation, biological process: positive regulation of transcription by RNA polymerase II. NCBI's taxonomy places the organism in Eukaryota, Fungi, Ascomycota, Sordariomycetes, Sordariales, Chaetomiaceae. Gene Ontology annotation, molecular function: transcription cis-regulatory region binding; protein binding.